CUGCUUGGAUGAUCAGUAUAGAGGAAGCAGGGACUUGCUGAGAGCUGAAAUCUCUGUUUGAUUUGCUGUAACACGUAAAGCGAAACUGGGACAUUUUACUUUACCGUUCUAUUAAAGGUUGUACAAAACUUAAAAGAAGCAUCAAUUCUACUCACUUGUUAUUGGACUUGAAACUCCUUUGACCUCAGAAGUUGAAGAUGAGGUUGCCAUGGGAACUGCUGGUACUGCAAUCAUUCAUGUUGUGCCUGGCAGAUGACCACACACUGCAUGGUCCUGUUUUUGUUCAAGAGCCAAGUCAUAUAAUGUUCCCUUUGGAUUCUGAGGAGAAAAAAGUGAAACUCAAUUGUGAAGUUAAAGGAAAUCCAAAACCACAUAUCAGGUGGAAGUUAAAUGGAACAGAUGUUGACACUGGAAUGGAUUUCCGCUACAGUGUUGUUGAAGGAAGCUUGUUGAUCAAUAACCCCAAUAAAACCCAAGAUGCUGGAAUGUAUCAGUGCAUCGCAACAAACUCGUUUGGAACAAUUGUUAGCAGAGAAGCAAAGCUUCAGUUUGCUUAUCUUGAAAACUUUAAAACAAAGACUCGAAGCACUGUGUCCGUCCGUCAAGGCCAAGGGAUGGUGCUACUGUGUGGCCCCCCACCCCAUGCUGGAGAGCUCAGCUAUGCCUGGAUCUUCAACGAAUACCCUGCCUAUCAAGAUAACCGCCGCUUCGUUUCUCAAGAGACUGGAAAUCUGUAUAUAGCCAAAGUAGAAAAAUCAGACGUGGGUAAUUAUACCUGUGUGGUUACCAAUACCGUGACCAACCACAAGGUUCUGGGACCACCCACACCACUAAUACUGAGAAAUGAUGGGGUGAUGGGCGAAUAUGAGCCAAAAAUAGAAGUGCAGUUCCCAGAAAUGGUCCCGACUGCCAAAGGAGCGACGGUAAAACUGGAAUGCUUUGCCUUGGGAAAUCCAGUACCAUCCAUUGUCUGGAGAAGAGCUGAUGGAAAGCAGGUAGCGAGGAAAGUCAGAAGACACAAGUCAAAUGGAACGCUUGAAAUCCCUAAUUUUCAGCAGGAGGAUGCCGGGUUAUAUGAAUGUGUGGCUGAAAAUUCAAGAGGAAAAAAUGUAGCUAAGGGACAGUUAACCUUUUAUGCUCAACCUAAUUGGAGUCAAAAAAUAAAUGAUAUCCACGUAGCCAUUGAAGAAAAUGUAUUUUGGGAAUGUAAAGCAAAUGGAAGGCCAAAGCCGACAUACAGGUGGCUAAAAAAUGGUGAACCACUGUUAACUCGGGACAGAAUGCAAAUUGAGCAAGGAAUGCUCAACAUAACCGUGGUCAACCUCUCAGAUGCUGGCAUGUAUCAGUGUGUGGCAGAAAAUAAACACGGAGUUAUCUUUUCCAAUGCAGAGCUUAGUGUUGUAGCUGUGGGUCCAGAUUUUUCAAGAACCCUCUUAAAAAGAGUAACUCUUGUCAAAGUGGGAGGUGAAGUUAUCAUUGAGUGUAAGCCCAAAGCUUCUCCAAAACCUGUUUACACCUGGAAGAAAGGAAGGGACAUAUUAAGAGAAAAUGAAAGAAUUAGCAUUUCUGAAGAUGGGAGCCUCAGAAUCAUCAACGUCACUAAGUCAGAUGCUGGGAGUUAUACCUGCAUAGCUACUAACCAUUUUGGAACUGCCAGCAGUACUGGAAACUUGGUCGUCAAAGAUCCAACAAGAGUAAUGGUACCCCCUGCCAGUAUGGAUGUCACUGUUGGAGAAAGUAUUGUUCUGCCCUGCCAGGUCACACAUGAUCAUUCAUUAGACAUCGUGUUCACAUGGACCUUUCAUGGACACCCAAUAGACUUCGACAAAGAUGGCGACCACUUUGAAAGAGUUGGGGGGCAGGAUUCAGCUGGUGAUUUGAUGAUCCGAAACAUCCAGCUGAAGCAUGCUGGGAAAUACGUCUGUCUGGUACAAACAAGUGUGGACAAGCUAUCAGCUGCUGCAGACCUGAUUGUCAGAGGCCCCCCAGGUCCCCCAGAGGCUGUGACCAUAGAUGAGAUCACAGACACAACUGCUCAGCUCUCCUGGAGACCAGGGCCUGACAACCACAGCCCCAUCACCAUGUACGUCAUUCAAGCCAGGACUCCAUUCUCUGUGGGCUGGCAAGCCGUCAACACAGUUCCAGAGCUCAUUGAUGGGAAAAUGUUCACAGCGACUGUGGUGGGCUUGAACCCUUGGGUGGAAUAUGAAUUCCGUACAGUUGCAGCCAACGUGAUUGGGAUUGGCGAGCCAAGCCGGCCAUCAGAGAAACGGAGGACAGAAGAGGCCCUCCCCGAAGUCACCCCAGCUAACGUCAGUGGUGGUGGAGGCAGCAAAUCUGAGCUGGUUAUAACCUGGGAGACGGUGCCAGAAGAGUUACAGAAUGGUGGAGGCUUUGGUUACGUGGUGGCCUUCCGGCCCUAUGGCAAAAAGAGCUGGAUGAAGACAGUGAUGGCCUCCGCUGACGCCUCCAGAUACGUGUUCAGGAAUGAGAGCCUGUCCCCUUUCUCUCCCUUUGAAGUUAAAGUGGGUGUCUUCAACAAUAAAGGAGAAGGCUCAUUCAGUCCCAUCACAACAGUGUAUUCUGCAGAAGAAGAGCCCACUAAACCACCACCCAGCAUCUUUGCCAGAAGCCUGUCUGCAACAGAUAUUGAGGUUUUCUGGUCCUCACCCCUGGAGAAAAAUAUAGGACGGAUUCAAGGUUAUGAGGUUAAAUACUGGAGACAUGAUGAUAAGGAAGAAAAUGCUAGAAAAAUACGAACAAUUGGAAAUCAUACAUCAACAAAAAUCACCAACUUAAAAGGCAACGCACUGUAUCAUCUGGCCGUCAAAGCAUACAAUUCCGCCGGGACCGGCCCCUCAAGUCCAACUGUCAACGUGACAACUAGAAAACCACCACCAAGUCAACCCCCCGGAAACAUCAUAUGGAAUUCAUCGGACUCCAAAAUUAUCCUGAAUUGGGAUCAAGUGAAGGCCCUAGAUAAUGAGUCGGAAGUAAAAGGAUACAAAGUCUUUUACAGAUGGAACAGACAAAGCAGCACAUCUGUCAUUGAGACAAAUAAAACAUCGGUGGAGCUCUCUUUGCCUUUUGAUGAAGAUUACAUCAUAGAAAUCAAACCGUUCAGUGAUGGAGGAGAUGGCAGCAGUAGUGAACAGAUUCGAAUUCCAAAGAUAUCAAAUGCCUACGCAAGAGGAUCUGGGGCCUCCUCUUCGAAUGCAUGUACUCUGUCAGCCAUCAGUACCAUCAUGAUUUCUCUCACAGCUAGGUCCAGUUUAUGACAAAAGUGAUCGAAAGGACUUGCUGUUUAUAAUAUAAGCAACAUUUAGCUAGUUGUUUUGAAGACACCCAGUACUAAGUAAUAUUGUUGUUCAAGUACAUCUUAUUACUGGAAAAAAAAAAAUGUUUUUUGCUUCUUU
This is a messenger RNA of Chrysochloris asiatica (Cape golden mole), 3416 nucleotides long. It is a transcript of the gene CNTN4, whose product is annotated as contactin 4. Gene Ontology annotation, molecular function: cell-cell adhesion mediator activity. The transcript has 23 exons. Gene Ontology annotation, biological process: cell-cell adhesion; brain development. The record is from RefSeq and is a predicted model, not a curated record. NCBI's taxonomy places the organism in Eukaryota, Metazoa, Chordata, Mammalia, Afrosoricida, Chrysochloridae. The coding region runs from base 198 to 3278 and encodes 1026 amino acids.